UAUGAAUAGAUAUUACUGCUAACUUUAAAUUGUAUUAUUACCAUAACCAACCUCAUCAAUUUUUAUUAUUAUUGCUUUAACAUCACUUUUGCUUCUGAUUAUUCACCUAUUUGGUGUGCCAAUCUUUAUUAACUUGUCUUAUGUGUCUAUAUUUUUCUUCGUGUGUCAACUUAUUUUUCAAACCUUCACAAAAAGUCACUUCUCCAUUCUUUGUUGACUAAUUUUUAUCACCUUGUUUACCUCUUUUUUUUCAUUGUUUUACAGCGUGACUACACCCAUUGUCUCUAGUAUUGUUUCCUGUGAUUGAUUACUUGAGAUCUCAAUUAACAAAGACAAUUUUUUCUGCGCUUUGAUUGUUUCUUGUUUUUCAAGUCAACCUGUGAAAGUUUGAGCCACAAUGUCUAAUGAUGACAAAAUUUCCAAGUUGCGAAAGAUCUUUCUGGAAGAAGCAUCUGAAGAGAGUCACCUUUAUGAUCCACAGGAUAUUGACCAGUUGAAAACAGAUGAUUGGUCGGUGGAAAGGUAUCUUCUCCAUUGCAAGGGAAACAUUGAAUCCGCCUUGCCCAUGUUGAGAGAAUCCAUGAGAUGGAGAAAAUCCUUUGGCGUCAACAAUCUCAAAGAAACUGAUUUUCCAAAAGAAUACUAUUUAUCUGGAAGUUUUUUCACAUAUUUACCCGAUCGAAAGGGAAAUGCCAUGGUCUAUAUUAGAGGGAAACUUCACCGUAAAAUAGCUGAAUGGUCUGAAAUACAUAAGAAAUUCUUUGUUUUCAUCAUCAAUAAAUUAGACAAGGAAAUGGGUGGCCAUCGUUAUGCUGCUUUUUGGGAUUGUGAAGGUGCAGGAUUAGCAAACGUUGACACUGAAAUGCUCUCAUUUAUGGUGACCACAAUUUCAUCCUACUUUCCUUAUGGCUUGGAAUAUGUUUUACUUCAUGAACUUCCAUGGGUUCUCAAUGCUAUCUACCAUUUAGCCAAAAGUUGGGUUCCCGAACAUUAUCAAAGACUCGCUGUUUUCGCCAAUCGAAGCAACAUCACUGAUUAUAUUGCCCCUGAAAAUCUUCCCGAUUAUCUGAAUGGAACUUGUACAGUAAAUUAUCGCAACGUACCAGAAGGAGUUCCAACUGCUCGAGAAUGUGAAUUACGCUAUCAGCUGCUUGAAAAUUCAGCCUACAAACUGGAAACCUAUUUAGAGAAUUACUGUCUAGAAUCAUGAUGGGUAGAAAACAAUUAAAGAGAAAAGGAAAAUCAACAAUUUAAAUAAUUUUGUAGAAUCUUAAUAUCUUUGGUAUUAUUUAACUUCAAUCAAAACUCACCCAAAAAGCAGUUCUAAACACAUAAUCAACCUGUUGUGAUCUGAAUGGAUCCCAAUCACAAUGCUUUACUCAAUUAUUCAGGAUCUCUUUUUUAUACUACAAACUGGACUCAAAACAUUCACAAGUGCCUCGAAAAAAAACAGUCAAAUCUAAAUUUCGUUAUCAUGGUAACAUUAAGGUUAACGACUCUUCAAUAUGCUUUCAACUAUCUAUUUUUUUCUGCAUUUUCCUCCAUUUCUCUAUUUUUUCUAUUGAUAUACAAGUUUUUUGUUUAUUUUAAAUAUUUCAUAAUAAGACUGUUUACUGAUGACGCUCACUCUAAUUGUCAACCAUAAACGUUUUUAGACACUAAUCAACUCGUAAUUUAUUCAACUCCAACUAGUACAAAGUAAAUGUAAAUCAAGUAAAGAUGAUGAACAAAAUAACGCGAAGAUAAAUAAAGCUGUGGCGAUCGACU
Molecule: messenger RNA, 1767 nt
Organism: Tetranychus urticae (two-spotted spider mite)
Lineage: Eukaryota; Metazoa; Arthropoda; Arachnida; Trombidiformes; Tetranychidae
Product: motile sperm domain-containing protein 2
Cellular component (GO): endoplasmic reticulum-endosome membrane contact site; endomembrane system
Source: RefSeq, a predicted model, not a curated record